AUGCAGCAACGAAGGCUGAGCAACUAUGGAAUCGGGCGCGAGCAGAUCCGGCAGGGUGGAGGCCGAGGCAACGGCAACGAUCAUUUCGAUGAGCUGGUGGGCAGUACCGAAUUCUACGUGUAUCAAACGCCGGGACGUCGGGUAAAGGGCUUCGACACCCUGAAGCUGUAUGUCCAGGCCGAGGGAUGCGAAGUGCUGUACACCGCCGAUGCGCCGCCGGAACUGUCUGACCACGAGACCCUCCGCAUCACCCAUCGCAGCGCUGAGCCGAUACCCGAUGCGGUACUCAAGCGGACGCAUUCGUGGGCGCACCGCAACAACUUUCUGCACAGUUUCUUCAAACCGCUCUAUCGUUAG
Molecule: messenger RNA, 357 nt
Organism: Geodia barretti
Lineage: Eukaryota; Metazoa; Porifera; Demospongiae; Tetractinellida; Geodiidae
Source: the annotation of a GenBank genome assembly